GACUCGCUCGCUGCCUGCCGGCUCCUCCCGACUUCUCCCGGCUCCUCCCGGCCCUCUCCAGGCUCCCUCGGGCUCCGGCUCCUGCUCGGCGGCGGCGGGCCUUUGCAGUGCUGCAGAAUGGCUGACCUCAGUCUGGCAGAUGCACUCACAGAGCCAUCUCCGGAGGUUGAGGGGGAGAUAAAGCGAGACUUUAUUGCCACGCUGGAGGCAGAGCCCUAUGAAGAUGUUGUGGGAGAAACUGUUGCAAAAACAGACUAUAUUCCUCUCCUGGAUGUUGAUGAGAAAACAGGGAACUCAGAGUCGAAGAAGAAGGCCUGCUCAGAUACUAACCAGGUUGAAGGUUCUCCAUCUUCUAAAGCAACAGUACUGGCCAACGGUGAUCAUGGACUAGGAGCGAAUGUCACCACAGGAUUUGCAACUCAAUUUUUUGAAGAGAAAAUGGCCUACCAGGAAUACCAGAAUAACCAAACCUGGCCAGAGGAUACAAACUUUGGUUUCCAGCCUGAGCAGCUGUUGAAUCCUGCCCAGAACGAUUCCUUUCAGAUGCACCAUGAUGAAGGCCUGCAAGACUUGCUCUUUCUCUCCAGUGGGGCAGCCAGUGCUUCAGCAUUUACUGGGCAGAACGAUCCCCUCAAAGAUAGCUAUGGUCUGUCUCCAUGUGAUGUCUUGGCUGCUGAAGCAGUUGUGCCUCAAGGGUGGUCUGAGGAGGCUGCCAACUCUCCACACUCAGCAUCAUUUGUUUCCUCAGAAGCCACUACACAAACACAGCAGCCAACAACAGAGCUGGCUGAGCGGAUACAUGUAAUAUCAGCAGAGGAAUCAUCGGAAAUAGCGAUUGGACCGAAGACUGCUGACAAGGCACCAGUCACAGAAACAGAAAUGGCGUUGAUGAAAGAUAUGGAACCACCCACAAAACCAGAAAUGGCCUUGGCUGAGGAGAUUGCACCAACCACAGAAUCACAGAAGACACUGGGUGAAGAUACAGAAUCACCCACUAAAUUUGAAGUACUGGCCAAAGACAUGGCACCAACCAUAGAAUCAGAAAUAGCAUUGGCUAAAGAUACAGAACUACUUACUAAAUCGGAUAUGGCACCAUCCAAGGACUUGACACCAACCUCAGAAUUAGAAAUGUCAUUAAAUGAAGAUAUAGAACUACCUGUCCAAUCAGAAGUGACACUGGCACAACCAUCCAAUGAAUCUGAUAUGGUCUUCUCCAAGGACACGGUACUCCCUGUAGAAACAGAGGUGGCUUCUGAUAAAGACAUUGUGUUAACCAAUGAAACAGCGCUCACCCCAGCCAAGGAUGUGACAUUGUUCAAGGAAACACAGAGGGCACCAUCCGUAAAAAUGGACUUGACCCCAGCUGAGGGCAUGACUCCACUCAAAGAAAGAGAGCUACUCCCAGAAAUAGAAGUGGCAGUGGAUAAAGAAAUGGUAUCAUCUCCAGAAAUACCCUCAAAUAAGGAAAUCACGCUGUCUGGGGACUUGACACCACCCCCAGAAACCCAGGUAUUCUUGAUGAAAGAUGCUGAGCUUCCCCUGGAAAAAGAAGAAACCUCAGUCAAGGACAUGACUCCAACCCCCGAAGAAACAAAAGCUGUCACAGGCAAGGAUGUGACUGUGCCUCCAGAAGCAGAAAUGACCCUUGUCACCAGUCUGAGUCCAUCCCUGGGGAAAGAGGAAACCCCAAUCAAAGAAGCGCCUCCGACUCCGGAAGCAGAGGUGGCCAUGGCAAAAGGCCUUCCUUUACCCCCAGAAGCAGAAGUAGUGCUGGCUAAGGAUGUGUCUCUUUCCUCUGGACCAGAAGUGACUCUGGCCAACAGUGUGACUCCAACCAGGGAUGCUGCAGUGCUCUCAGAAAUAGAGGUGGCACCAGUUCCCGUUGAAGAUGUGGAGAUCACAAAGAAAGGGGAAGGAAUGAGUGAGGAUUCCCCAAUAAAAUCCCUCCUGAAUGUGGGACCAUCAGCUGCACCUCCUUCCAUGACAUCAUCAGAACCAGUCACCACUGAGGGCCAAAAGUGCAGCUUGCCAACAGAUGGGGACUCUGUGGAGAAAUUGGAGCAAAAGAAACCAUUCAGCAGUCAACCUCCUGAACUUUCUCUGGAGACCUCAGCCAACUUCAUGUAUUGCGGUACCCCUCCCACACAAGCCAAACAAGUGUGCAGACCCAGUGGCCGCAGGUGCAUCCGGCCCAAGCCUGCCAAGCUCCUGCAAGAGCUACCAGCAGGCUCCCAUCCCUGGAAGACUCUUGAUCCUAGGCCGGGCCCCUUCCCUGUGUCUGAGUUGGGUUGGGUCUCCGGCUCAUCUUCCAGUGGUGAGCCUGGGAACCAAAGGAGAAGUGUUCAUGGUGACAUCCUUGAAUCCCAGAGGGAUCCUGGCAGGGAGGCCUGGGAUAUUGAAAACACUGCAGUGAUGGUAAAGAAGAAGAAGAAGAAACCAAAGCAGAAGAGAUAUGGUCAGCCCCGGAUUGGGGGGGUUUGGGAUGAUGAUGGUGCUGAUGACCCUCAGGGUCAUUGCAUUGCAGCCGACCCACGAGAGGCUGCUCUUCUCCCUUGCCAGUCUGUCACACUGGGCCCAAGGAUAGCUGACCCCAGAGCAAUCAAACUGGCACCUGAGGACUCUGUUUCUGAGAGUCUCCAUGUGCCAUCAUGUCCCUCAGAAGAACCUCUUAAAACUUCAGUCAGUUCUCCACCGAAGUUUGGGCUGAAGCAUACGGGCAGAGAUGACAAGUCUGUUCCGCAAAGCCAAGAUACUAGAUCGUUGCCGGCGCCCAACUUGAAGGCUUCUGUGGCUCAAAGCCCUCCCCAUCUAGAGGAAUCCCCGACAGAAAUUUCUGCUCCCAAAAGAGAGACGCUUGUAGAGGCCAGAUCCAAAGAAGGUGGCUCUCCUAUCUCGAACCAAAAAAUUAUUGCUGAAGUUUCAAAAUCCCCAGCAGCAAAAGAACUAUCUGAUUGGAUUCCCACUUUGACAGCAAGUAAUCAAUUAGAAAGUAGUCUUAAGCAGGGAAAUAAUGACAGUAAAAUGACUACCCUACAGAAUUUCAGACAAAAAGAAACAGAGGAAAUUAAAGGACAAAAACAGAAAGCAUUUCCCAAGCAAAUAGAAGAGAUCAGCAUCUUUACACCUCAGAAGCUAGAAGACCAGGUGUUAGUUGAGGGCCCUGGGUUAGGGAAUGAAUCAUUUAAGACAAUUGUGGGUGAUGGCAAAAGCAGGAAAGGCAGGAUAGGUUCAGGAAAAGUGAAGCCAAAUUCCAGCAAGAUAAAAGAGAAACCUGGCCGGCCACUGUUUCUGGACAGCCAAAAGGAUGGAAAGACCGCCAUGGUGCCAAAUGAUCCAGGUCCUGCAACUCAUAAAGGGACCCCUGGGAGUCCGAGUGAGGCCCAGAUCCCAGACCCUUUAAAACCAACAGAGAGCAGGUUAGAUCUUACUGAAACAGUGGUUAUGAGGGAGUCUAAGGAGACCACUGACCCUAAAGGGGCAGACACAUUGAAGCCAUUAACUUCUUUGGAUUAUGAUUCCAGUGUGACUCUGGCUUCUUGUGUUAGGACAAAAGAAGCAGCGCUAGUCGAAGGUAAGGGUGUCAGUAACCAGAGCAAGAAAGAGGAGUGUCCUUGCAUGGAUCAUGACACAUUGACUUGCAUUUCUGAAAAGCCUAAGAAGAGAGGCCGUGAAGGCAAAACCAAAAAGUUUAAAAAUAAUUAUUCAGUACAGUCAGCUAAAAUGGAGAGCAGGGAAGAAAUCCUCAACCCACCUUUGGUGGAGAAAAAUAGAGGAGAUACCACUGAUGGUGUUCCCCAUAAAAAUAAGGACUUAGACCACAUUUCCCCAAAAAUGCAUAAUGCUUUGUUCUCACAUGCACCAGUGGUUGACAGCAUCGAUAGAAAUGUUGAGGUUGGUUCUGUUGAGGUUAGCAUUCUUGAGGGAGGCAAAGUAACAACAGUUAAGAAUUCUGCUGUUACAGAACCAGCUGCCAAGAAGACAAAUGUGAGCUGCCCAGAGCAAAUACAAGGGGCAGAAUUUAUUCCUUUAGCACUGUCUGAGGAGAGCAAAACAGACACAACCAAGGAACAUACUGCAGUGGUGGAUAAACCAAGUAAAAGGAGCAGUGAUGGAAAAAGUAAAAAGAUUAAAAAUGGUUUUCCCCAGAAGCAUAUUCUAGAGAGUAAGAUAGAUACAACAAAAAUACUUGUUCCCAUGGAAACCACAGGGGACCACAGAGUUGAAGGAAUGGGCUAUGUAGAUGAAAAUAGAAAUAUUACAUUUACCUGUCCUCAGACAGCAGUCGGGGUAGUGAAUCAGUCAGUUCCUCUAGGGGCUCUGGAAUCAGCAGCCUGUGAAAAACUGCUCAUCGCUACUGCUCAGGGUGUAAGGGAAGGUAGCUCCCACCCAGACACCUUGGCAAAAGAUGGGCAAGAGAAAGCCCCAGACGAGAGUUCCAAAUUAUUAGUAGUCAGUGGAUGCAACAAUGAUGGAGUCCCAGAUCCAGAAAAGCCCACACCUGUCUCUGCGGUUUUCCCCUCACCAAGUGCAAAAGGAAUUGCCUUGACUUUUUCUGCAGUUAUGGAAACAGGGUACAGUUGUGGAGACCACUAUCUUAAGAAUAGAGGUGAGCUUGCUGGCCCCAUCAAAAAUGAAGCAGGGAUAGGUGAAGGGCAUGUGGGAGGGGAAUCUGAGUCAGUGCACAGUGUGGUAUCUCAGCAAUUAGUGGACAAAGUCACAAAGCAAGACAAGGAACACCUUAUUCCUGAAGUGCUCAGAGAAGACCAGAGCCUGCCAGGAACGGCCAGAGUCCCAGAGGCACAUCCCACCAGGGACAGUUGCUCCACAUUUCCAGGAAACAAUAAGACCGAAGCAGAUCCCACUGCAGUUCAAAAACCUGAGUUAAUGGGAAAUAAGGGACAAAAGCUCAGUUUUUGUGAGGACCAAAAUGCUAAGGAUAGAAAUUGUAAGGACGCAGAUAGUUUGAAUAAGGAAGUGGAUGUUACUCUUCCACCUUCCAAAAGUGAAAGGGACAAAUUGAAAGAAAGCACAGAAUUGGAGCAUGUUUCCUUGCCAACCUCAGAGCUACCAUCAGAUACUUGCUCUGGUGAAGUUGAAGCUCCACCAGAAGUGGUAGAAACAUUAGGAAUGACUGUUUCCAAGGAUGGUCAGUGCUCAGAACUCAAAGAUAAGAGUGUGGAAUCACCUCAGGACAUGACUGCAAAAGUUGAACCAAAGACACUGAGUGAAAAGAAGAAGGAAGGUAAAAGAAUGACAGAACCCAUGAAAGGUUACAUGAGACCUACCAAGUCCCGAGGACUUACUCCACCUUUGCCAAAAUCUACAAUUCAGGAACAAGAGAAGUCCAAGCAACGAAAGUCCAGUGUUUGCUUAAGGCCGUCAACUGCCUUCCAGCAGCUGGGAAUGUCAGUUUACAGAGUAGUCCGCCCAGAUGAAGGACAGCCUGCUGUGAGUGUGACCGGAAAUGACAUCACCACCCCACCAAACAAGGAGCUCCCACCAAGCCCAGAGAAGAAAACAAAGGUUUUGGCCACUACUCAACCUGCAAAGACUUCAACAACAUCGAAAGCCAAAACACAGCCCACUUCUCUCCCUAAGCAGCCAGCUCCCACCACCACUGGUGGGACGAAUAAAAAACCCAUGAGCCUUGCUUCAGGCUUAGUAGCAGCUGCCCCACCCAAACGCCCUGCUGCCUCCACUGCCAGGCCUUCCACCUUACCUGCAAGAGACGCAAAGCCAAAGUCCACUGCAGAGGUAAAGACUGCUGAGAAGCGGACUUCCCCAGCCAAGCCAGCCUCUGCCCCAGCCCUCAGACCUGGAUCCAGGAGCACCCAGACUGCUCCAAAAACCACAACAUCAGCCACUCCUGCUUCACCUGGGCAAAGUAGUAGGAGCCCCCCAGCACCUGUGCCCAAGAAGCCCACUACCAUCAAGCCUGAGGGUAAACCUACAGACGUCAGGAAGGUGACUGCCAGGUCUGCGCCAGUCGACCUGAGUCGGUCCAAGAGCACCUCAGUCAGUUCUGUGAAGAAAAGCAAUACUGUCCCUGGAGCGGUUCCCUCAGCAGUGGCUCCCACGCGAGUCAAAACCACACCCCCGGUACCCCGGUCCUCCACGACUUCCUCAGCUGACAAGAAGCCCAGCUCCACCAAGCCCAGUGCCUCUGCUCCAAGGCUGAGCCGCCUGACAACUACUACUUCUGCCCCUGACCUGAAGAAUGUUCGUUCAAAAGUCGGUUCCACAGAAAACAUCAAGCACCAGCCUGGAGGUGGCCGGGCCAAGGUAGAGAAAAAAACAGAGCCAGCUGCUCCGGCUCGAAAGCCUGAACCCAAUGCAGUCCCUAAAGCAGCCGGCCCAGUUGCGAGUGCACAGAAAUCACCUGCUGGGAAAGUCCAGAUAGUCUCCAAAAAAGUGAGCUACAGCCAUAUUCAGUCCAAGUGUGGUUCCAAGGACAAUAUUAAGCAUGUCCCUGGAGGUGGUAAUGUUCAGAUUCAGAACAAGAAAGUCGACAUCUCAAAGGUCUCUUCCAAGUGUGGGUCCAAGGCUAACAUCAAGCACAAGCCUGGCGGAGGCGAUGUCAAGAUUGAAAGUCAGAAGCUGAACUUCAAGGAGAAGGCCCAGGCAAAGGUGGGAUCCCUCGAUAAUGUGGGCCACCUUCCUGCAGGAGGCGCUGUGAAGACUGAGGGCGGUGGCAGCGAGGCCCCUCCGUGUCCCGGCCCCCCCGCUGGGGAGGAGCUGGCCUGCUCUGAGGCGGCGCCUGGAGCUGGCACCCCCACUUCAGCCAGCGGCCUCAGUGGCCACACCACCCUGUCAGGGGGUGGUGACCAAAGGGAGGCCCAGACCUUGGACAGCCAGAUCCAGGAGACAAGCAUCUAAUGAUGACAUUCUGGUCUCGUCUUCCAUCUCCCCUGUGUUCCCCUCUUGUCUCCCGCGUCCCCCUCUCCUUCCCCUCCUCCCGUGUCACUACAGAUUGAGACCUACAGGCUGACGUUCCGGGCCAAUGCCAGGGCCCGCACCGACCAUGGGGCCGACAUUGUCUCCCGCCCUCCCCACUUCCUUGG
This is a messenger RNA of Ochotona curzoniae (black-lipped pika), 7061 nucleotides long. It is a transcript of the gene MAP4, whose product is annotated as microtubule associated protein 4. Gene Ontology annotation, molecular function: microtubule binding. The record is from RefSeq and is a predicted model, not a curated record. NCBI's taxonomy places the organism in Eukaryota, Metazoa, Chordata, Mammalia, Lagomorpha, Ochotonidae. Gene Ontology annotation, biological process: neuron projection development; microtubule cytoskeleton organization. Gene Ontology annotation, cellular component: neuron projection.